This is a messenger RNA of Micropterus salmoides (largemouth bass), 4097 nucleotides long. It is a transcript of the gene homeza, whose product is annotated as homeobox and leucine zipper encoding a. Bases 722 to 2725 code for a protein of 667 amino acids. Gene Ontology annotation, molecular function: DNA binding; DNA-binding transcription factor activity, RNA polymerase II-specific. The transcript is spliced from 4 exons. Gene Ontology annotation, biological process: regulation of transcription by RNA polymerase II. Lineage: Eukaryota; Metazoa; Chordata; Actinopteri; Centrarchiformes; Centrarchidae. Gene Ontology annotation, cellular component: nucleus. The record is from RefSeq and is a predicted model, not a curated record.
CCCGCCGUCACUGUGGAGGAGUCAGUUGGGCCUUCUGGGCUUCCUGGUCCUCGGCUCCGCCUCGCCUCGAUCUGGCCGGACAGGGAAAACACUUCUCAGUUAAAGAACAAAAGCAACAACGGAUGGACCGAGGGGGACGAAGCGAGGGUUACACAAAUCCAAACCUAUAUAUCUCGCGGAUUGAGCGAUUUGUGCCCUCUACGGCAGGAUUUACCCGACGACUGAACUACUGAGAAAGGCGACAAACUUGGUCGCCUCGCAUCUUUGUACCCGACCGUAAUCCGUCGAGGUGCUUGAUAAAUAAGACAAGGGUCAAACAGACAGACGGACGGUAUUGUUUCCUUGGUCCUCUUCUAAACUUCGGCCAUAAAAAGCGGAGGGGCAGAGUGGAAACUCUGGGAGUCAUUUGUUUUCUUUUCGCUCAAACGGACCUCGCGAAUAAAAGGUUGCUUAGGCAUUCUCGGCUUGGACGUUUCUUGUGUGGCUAAAGCGACCUUAAACGUUGGUCAUGGCGUUGGGUAGACUAACAUAACCCCAACCAAAUGCGCAACAUUUCCUGUGCUGUCCCAAAUAAAGAACAACUCCUAAAUGACGAGUACAUGGUUUCUCUUGUGGUAUCUGCCUUUGGGAAGAGGCUACACUUAACUUUCGGUUCCGAGAACUUGGAAGUGGAACAAAGCCUGACUGGGAAGGGGUGAAAGAGCCUAUUUUGAUAUCCCAGAUGGAAACGUACAGUGAACAUAAUGGCAGAAAUGGACUACUUAUGAGCGUGAAGGAGUGCUUUGAAGGGAAAAUAACAAAGACAGAAUGUGAAGGAAAGCUUGAAGGUAAACGCUCCUCCAAGGAUUUGCGCCAGUCUGCCAGCCCAGCUGAAGGCAACGUGAGUGGUGUGGCUAGUUUCACCACCAACCACAACUCCGUUGUGUGCCUGCCUCUAGUGUCAGAGGGUCUGAAAUUGGUAUGGACACAGUCGGAUCAAACCCGUGAACUUGACACAAUCCCAGAGCUGGUCCAAGCCUUUAACUUAUUUCCGUACCCAUCAUCCCGUGAGGUUAACACCUUGGCCCGGGUGUGUGCCUUGCCACUGGACAAAGUUAAGGUGUGGUUUAUGGUGCAGAGAAUUAAAUAUGGUAUCAGCUGGUCCUCAGAGGAAAUAGAGGAGACACGGCGGAAGCUGGCAGUGCCUGAGCUUUGCGAUGACUCUACUGAAACAAAUGAGGAAGUCAAAAUGAAUAGCAAGAGCAGAAGUUGUGAGGAAUUGGUAAUUGAGGAUAAGGACAGUGAAGAAGUAGAGUGUGCUCUCUCCAGUUUCACCCCUCAGAAGAAGAAACCAAAGUGUGAGUCACCAGAUACCUAUAAACCAGCCAAACCCACUGCCCCAUGUUUCAGUUCCACCCUCCCACCUCCUCAGGAUUCGUACUUCUACCGCCCACCAGCAGACACACCAGCAAGCACAGCAGCUGAUGUCUCCGUUGACCCUUCAGAGUCAUCUUCACAACAGCAUCGUCAUGGCCGCUACAAAAAGUCUAAAGCUCAGCUCGCUGCCCUUCGAAAGAGCUUUUUGAGGGAGAACUGGCCUGCAGAGGCAGAGCUUAGACGUUUGCAGGAAGAAACUGGGCUGAGCCGUAAUGACAUUCGGAAAUGGUUCAGUGACAGCCGGUACCAGCUUAGGGUUGGCCGAGGAAGCCUGGCAGCAGCCCAGAACUGCUCUCAAAACACUGCAGUAGGAGGUAAACCUGACCAACAAAUUCAACCUCUUCCUCUUAUUUCUCAAAAUACUCGUCAGCUAAAUGGGGCAAAGGGCCACGAGGGAGCCCGUAGCAAUGGGAUUAGAAAUUCACAUUUCUUUCAGACCUUUUUGUCAAACAGCCUGGAAGCAUUUGGGGAAAGAGUCCUUGAGGCAGAAGGGUUGGAUGUUACAGAGGAGCUUUCUGCUGAUGGGGACAGUUUUAAAGACGAGGAACAAAGUGAAGAACAACCCUUACAACUGACCAAGACCUGCACGAUUGAGCCAGAUGUUCUACGUGAACCAUCAGCUAUAUUGACAUCCUCUCCCUACUCUUCCCCUUCUGGCAGCCCACCACUGACUGCCUCGCCUAAUAAACUGCAUUCAAAGAGCAUCAGCACAUCAAAGAAGUCAGUCCACUCAGCCAAAGCCAGUCCUUCACAAACGCCCUUGCACGUCUCAGGGGCUUCCUCAUCCACAUCCCCUGCCCUCACUCCUGCUGGGCGACCAAGAAAGACCAAGGAGCAGUUGGAUGUGUUAAAGCAACACUUCUUGCAGUGCCAGUGGCCCAAGAGUGAAGAUUACACUGAGCUUGUUAAGCUUACAGGUUUACCCCGGGCAGACGUUAUUCAGUGGUUUGGGGACACGCGGUAUGCUGUUAAAAAUGGUCAGCUGCGCUGGGUAAAGGGGGUCCGCGACAAGUUCUUGGCAGAACUUGCAGCCCAGCAAAACAGCAGUGGUUUAACUAACGGAAGUGGCUCUGGGACAUCUACUCGGGCUGGGGGUAGCCGCAAACGAAAAUCUCAAGCAAAUGGAAAUAGUACAGAUUCCCCAGAUAUCCAGCCAUUGGUAACAUAUUACCUUUCGACGGGCUCACUAAAUGAAAAAGACCUUGACUCACUAUGCAAGAAAUCAAGAAUGAGCUACCAGCAAGUGCGAGAUUGGUUUGCAGCCCAGGAUGUCGGAGAGACUGACCAGGAACCUAUUGUUGCUGAUUAAGACACUGGAACCAGACUUAAGAACAUUUGUAAAAGUUGGAGGAGUGCGCCUCACAUCCUUUUGCACCAACAAGCAUAGUUAUUACUUUGGUUUAAAUUGCUUUAAUUGAGGCAGGUUUGUAACAUCCAGUCUUCCCAGUACAAGCCCAAAGUGAGGUUUGUGUUUUUUAUAAUAUGCUGCAUUUCCUGCUUAUCCUAAUAUAUUUGGACUUGAAUUAUAAUUGUGCUGCCCGUGUUGCUGUAAAUAGGACAGUAACUUGUACACUGGUUUGCUAUAUUUUUUGAUCUUAUUAUUUUUGUUUAGGUAUCAGUACUAUCUUUUUCGUAUGCUAUGGUAGCAGUAUAAUUUAAACAGGUUGUACUUUUGGUACCGGACUACAGCAGAUAAGUAACUGCUCUGGAAAAAUGUCUUUGCUGAUGAAUUUGUUGACUGAUCACUGUGUGUAAUCCAUUCCUUUACAGCCAAUAAUUCCUUGUCAUGAAAAUCACACUGGACAUGUACAUUUUAAAUUAACAUCUUGCACUUUGGUUUUAGAGCCUGCUGCCAUUAUGUUCAUUACACCCAAUUCUUUAAAAACAAAAAGAGUUCCGAACUAAACUGUGUCAUUCUCGACCCCUUAACACUCGAAACCUAUCGUCAUGCCUUUUGAAAACAGCAUGGUACAUAUAAUUAUACUACUGUCAACAUAUUUCUGAAACACAUUCCCCCAUUCUCUGUAGACACUCUGCUGUAAUACUUGAUUUACUAUUUGCAUUUGACUGCACAUUUUUAACAGUAAAAGCUAAAUGUACUAAGAAAGCAUCAAUCACAUCAACAUCAUACAGAUGACAGAAUUGCCAACUUCAAUUUAUAUUUGCACUCAUUGAUUCAGUCAGUAUUUUUACAUCUCUUGUCUUAAUAGGUGUAGGCUGUGACUUGAUGGAUUAUAAUAUAGACAAACUAGACAUGAUAACUGAUAGGGGUCCAUGUACUGCAUAAGUAGUAAAGAGUUUGAAUCCAAAGAAAUAUUAUCUUUCCGUUGAGUCUGUUGUGAAUUAUAGCACAAACAAAAAAAAAAAACUCUAUACAUACAGAUAGUAGUACUUAGUUGACACACAGGGCGUGGAGUGGGCUUUAAAUGGAGUCACAGUUUAGUUCAUUAGAAAUAUCUGGACAAAGGUAAGAUUACCAGAAUGUUGAUAAAACGAUGAGCACCACUGUUUUAUCAUUCUAUUAAUAAUGAAAAGUUAAUGCAACUCAUGCUGUGGGUAAAUGUCCAUAACAAUUGGUGUCUUCCUUUGCAGAUGUUUUCAAUGUAUUUUUUCCUGUUUGAAAAAAAUUCUCACUCACACAAUUGUGUCACUGGAAACCAGUAAAGGAUUUGCCUUUAUAA